Messenger RNA from Lotus japonicus, 936 nucleotides. RefSeq lists its product as uncharacterized. The transcript has 3 exons. The record is from RefSeq and is a predicted model, not a curated record. Bases 135 to 281 code for a protein of 48 amino acids. Lineage: Eukaryota; Viridiplantae; Streptophyta; Magnoliopsida; Fabales; Fabaceae.
AAGAGGAAUAAAUUGGUAAUAAUCCACACAACCACCCUUUUUGGGGAAGACCUUGUUGAUGUUAAAUGGGUUUCUUUGAAGCUCAACAACCCCUUUGCCACUCACCACUUGUUCCAUAAAACCACUUGUUCUCCAUGGCAAUGGCACUCAACUCUGCUCUGUGGAUCGCAAAGAUGGCGUGGAUUGCUCUAACUGGCUGGAUUACUUCGUGUUUGACCAUUGCUGACGAGUUCGCAUCCUCUCUCCGUUCUGGUGAUAUUGGACCCUUCCAUGUUGGCUGACCCAAUUUGGCUUUUUGAUCACCCUUUCUGAUUCCUUCUUCCAAGUUAGAUAUUGGACACACGUAGUCAAGUUUGCUUCCAUAUAUUGCAAGAGAAAGAUUACCAACAUAUGUUCUUUCUUGUCAGUAAACAAUGCCCUCUGAAGACUGCAUAUCCACAACUGUAACAAACUGAAUUAUUUGCCAAGAAGUAUGUCUAAGAAACUGCACUGAUAAACCAAACAGAACAUUCAAUGCUCAUAAAAGAGUUAAUACCUGUACCAGAUUGGCUCUUUAACAUCAAUGAUCUCAUCAAAUUUAAUAGCUUUAGACCAAAUUGACUGGAAUUCUAUGCUAGAAACUUCAAUAUCAAGGAACAUUGGCUAGGACUUGCUCAAUUAGAUCAUUUGAUGUACUAGGAAUUUAUGUUCUCAGGUCAUGCAGUGAAAUUUCAUCAGGAAAAAAGCAUAGUGUAUACAUAUAAUGUCAUUGUCAAAUGCGAUUAUAUCCAAGCACAUUAUUUAAUAUAAGGACUCUUCAAGAUAUUUUCUCUGUUCUGGCUUUUAUUAUCAAAGACUAACAAGUGGUUUGCAUCAAGAGUGGUCAAUUUGUAGGAUUUCAUUAUUUCACAACCAAAAUCAGGAUAUAUAAAUGUAACCUUGAAAGCAACAAUCACC